AGCACUCAGCAAAGGGACUGGGGGGCCUGGGGACGCGCUGCCCUCAGUGAACAUCUAACAGGGAGUGGGGGUGGACGGCCAAAGGCCAAAGACGCUUCCGGGCAGAGCAGCAUGGGCUGGCCUCAAGAACCGGAGGCCUCCAGGAGGUGGUGUUUGCCACGGGCCUGGCGGAGGGUUUGCCUCUGGCAGGUCAGGUCGAGAGGACACCCCACACAGGCGCCUGGAGCCGAGGCCUGACUGGGCGCUGGCUGGCAGAACACUGGUGACGCUGCAGUGGCUGUGAGCAGGAAGGGGAAUGUCGCUGUGCCCGGAGUUGGGGCCUGGGAAGCCGCCUGGUGGCAGCAGGGGUGCCCAGGGUGCUCUCUGAUGAAUCCCCGGGCACACGCCCGUCAUGUGGCAGCCCUCAGGAGGAGGGGCUGAGCGGACGACGUGAAGCAUGUAGAGAAAGGCUCCAUUCUUCCUGGACCGCAGUCCUGCCUGGCCUGGGAGGCAGGAGGCAUAGAAAUGUGAGGGCCUGAGCGACCACACCCCAGGGGAGAGGUGGGGAGUGGACCGAGGGACAGAGGGUUGGUGCUGCGGAGCUUGGGGUCCUGGCUGGGAAGUGACCAGGUUGGUCGAGAAGCGGGGGCACCUGGGCUAGCAUCCGUCCAGCCAGGGAGAGGGUGAGUGUGAGAGGGCCCCGGGGGUGCAUAGGGCCCCACUGGGGACACCAUGAGCUGAGCGGAUGCCCGUCGCGGGAGGCCCCUUCCUGCUUCCUGGUGGGACUAUGCUGGCACAGGGCCCCCAGAGGAGGCUGCUGGGCAUCCUCAACUCCACCUCCCCAGCCACCCCCCACCUCGGGCUGGCCCCCAACCAGACGGGCACCUGGUGCCUGGAGGUGUCCAUUCCCAACGGGCUCUUCCUCAGCCUGGGGCUGGUGAGCCUGGUGGAGAACGUGCUGGUGGUGGCCGCCAUCGCCAAGAACCGCAACCUGCACUCACCCAUGUACUUCUUCAUCUGCUGCCUGGCCGUAUCGGACCUGCUGGUGAGCGUGAGCAACGUGCUGGGCACAGCCGUGGUGCUGCUGCUGGAGGCGGGUGCGCUGGCGGCCCAGGCCACCGCAGUGCAGCAGCUGGAUGACGUCCUGGACGUGUUCAUCUGUGGCUCCAUGGUGUCCAGCCUCUGCUUCCUGGCCGCCAUCGCCGUGGACCGGUACAUCUCCAUCUUCUAUGCGCUGCGCUACCACAGCAUCGUGACGCUGCCCCGGGUGUGGCGGGCCAUCGCGGGCAUCUGGGUGGCCAGCGUCGUCUCCAGCACCCUCUUCAUCGCCUACUACGACCACACGGCCGUCCUGCUCUGUCUGGUCAGCUUCUUUGUGGCCCUGCUGGCGCUCAUGGCGGUGCUGUACGUCCGCAUGCUGGUGCAGGCGUGCCAGCACACCCGCGGCAUCGCCCGGCUGCACAAGAGGCAGCGCCCUGCCCCCCAGGGCUUCGGCCUCAAAGGGGCUGCCACUCUCACCACCCUGCUGGGCAUCUUCUUCCUCUGCUGGGGCCCCUUCUUCCUGCACCUCCUGCUCAUCGUCCUCUGUCCUCAACACCCCACCUGCCACUGCAUCUUCAGGAACUUCAACCUCUUCCUGGCCCUCGUCAUCUGCAACACCAUCGUGGACCCGCUCAUCUAUGCCUUCCGAAGCCCGGAGCUCCGGAAGACGCUCCAAGAGGUGCUGCAGUGCUCCUGGUGAGGGCGGUGCCCGAGGGCUCAGGCCAGGUGCUGGGCAGAGGGGGUGGCAGUCACUUGCCAGAAAGGACGGGCUAGAUGAUCUCCAAAGGUGUGGGCGCACGGACCCUCUGGGCCAGAGAGGCAUCAGCAGAAAAUCUCCAGGAGUUGUGGGGGAUGCAGGAGGCUGGGGAGAUGGGGCCACGGGCACAGGGCAGGCCUGGGCUCCUGGACAGACACAGCCCACUCGGGGAGACGUCCACCUGCACCCAGAGAUAGGCGAGGACCCACUGGGCCCCCGUCCAUGGGGAGGAGAAGUCCACGGCUGGCAGAGCGCCGCUCUCUCGAUGAGGACCAUAGGAGAAGGGACUGUAAUGAGCAGGACCCGGCCUCACAGGGAAGGAGUGAGGUCCUGUCCCCGGCAGAGAGACGUGUCCGCAGGAACCGUCGUGGGCAUGGGGCUGAUCUCUUCUCGGGCUCAUGGUGCUGGAGAGCUGGGGGCUCGGCCCAUUUGUUUGCACCACACAUGCCCCUCAGUUAGUGCCUGCCACUGCCUGCUCAGGCCGAGGCACAGCCAUUAGUUCGAAUCAGUGACCAGCACCCAGGGUCACAGGGCCGGGAAGCGUCUGGGAAUAAAUGGUGUGCUUGGAGCAGCUCCAUUGCCAUCUACACUGGCUCAUUCCAAAGGUGCUUGAAGCUUGAGGGUGGAGGAGCCGUGGAGGGGCCUGGUGGGAGUGAUGAAGGGGGAGGAGAAUAUCCCAGAACCCCCGAAGGACCCAGCAUGCCUGAAGCCCCAGCCCAGUUGCACCUGCUCUGAUGCUGUCUGCCUUCUCCGUGUAUGCGAACCCGGCCUCAGGCAGCUGGAGGGCGGAGUCCUGCCCCCAGGCACCUCUAUGGAGAGGAGGCUGAAUGGUCCAGGCUUCCCUCAGCUGCAGCAGAAGCAGGACCUCCGUGACCCACUGUGACCUUGGCCGGAGCACAGCGGGCCUCACCUGCUCUGGGUCACCCCAGGGGGUCCAAGGUGCAGGGUGGGUCAGGACUGGGGUUCUCGUUCCUCCAGCACUACCAGCCCUGGCAGAUAUUUGAGGCAAGGCCGCCCAGAAUGGGGCGAGGCUGUCCAGUGGCUGCAGGCGGUGUCCCUGGGAUUGGUAUCUGGGGUGGCCCUUGCUACACGGUGUUGAGGGCCCUUGGGUCCUCCCUGUGCUAAAACCCUGGGCCUCUUUCUGGGGAGCCACUGGUUCCUCCAGACGCCGAGCAUGCAGUCAGCCCUAUUCCUGGUACAGGCUCAGUGGAGGUGAAAGUGAUGGCGUCAGCCAACUCCCAGGUAGUUCUAGAUGCAUCUGCAGCCGCCUGACCAGUCCCCACCUCACCCGUGCUGGCAGCUCCAGCCCUGACUGUUGGCCUUGGUGCUGGGAACUGGUUCCCGGCAGGCCCAGCCUUUGCUGGAAGAUGG
Molecule: messenger RNA, 3148 nt
Organism: Myotis lucifugus (little brown bat)
Lineage: Eukaryota; Metazoa; Chordata; Mammalia; Chiroptera; Vespertilionidae
Gene: MC1R
Product: melanocortin 1 receptor
Exons: 1
Coding region: 725-1720 (331 amino acids)
Biological process (GO): G protein-coupled receptor signaling pathway
Cellular component (GO): membrane
Molecular function (GO): melanocyte-stimulating hormone receptor activity
Source: RefSeq, a predicted model, not a curated record